This is a messenger RNA of Pistacia vera, 1665 nucleotides long. RefSeq lists its product as uncharacterized. Lineage: Eukaryota; Viridiplantae; Streptophyta; Magnoliopsida; Sapindales; Anacardiaceae. The transcript has 9 exons. Bases 126 to 1346 code for a protein of 406 amino acids. The record is from RefSeq and is a predicted model, not a curated record.
UUCGUUCAUUCCACAUUUUCCACUCAUCAAAAAAAUACUUAACAAACACUCACACUCUCUUCCAAUUCUAAAGAAUCAAGAACCUCUAUAGCCCAGCUUCAUACCAAAUUAUCAACCAAUUAACCAUGGAAUUGGCGACUUCAUCCACCAAUUGUAGAACCAUCUUCUCUCCAACAACAACGCUUGCAUGUAAACACCCUUCUCAAGUAACACAUUCUUUACUGUCCCAGCCGGUGUUUUCUCCGAUUACAAACAGAAGACCCAUUUCUUUAUCAUUCUCAAAUAUGGUUUCCAACAACGGCUACGCGGGCCAACCCAACAGAAGAUUCAGCUUUGAUACUAAUAACAGUAAAUUUUACAAAAGACUUGAUUCUUGCUUGGUCAUACCUCCACUUAAUGGCAAGAAGCCCCGUGCUAUCAUCAAAUUCUUGGGCGGCGCUUUCAUUGGAGCUGUUCCUGAAGUCACCUACAGUUAUUUGAAAGAGCUAUUGGCAAAAGAAGGGUUUCUUUUAAUAUCAGUGCCGUACAAUGUGACAUUUGAUCAUGCUAAGGCUGCUAAUCAAGUUUACGAGAGGUUUAAUUCCUGCUUGGAUACUAUUCUCACCACUGGGCUGGCCCAUGCCAAUUUAGCCCCUACUGAUCUUGUCGACCUACCUAUAUUUUCUGUUGGUCACAGUAAUGGUGCACUUAUCCAAGUACUCAUAGGCAGUUAUUUCUCUGAAAAGAUACCAAAGGCUAAUGCCAUAAUCUCAUUCAACAACAGGCCAGCAACAGAGGCAGUACCAUACUUUGAGCAGUUGGGUCCUAUAGUCAGUCAGAUGAUGCCAAUUGUGGAAGCAUCUCCAGUGUAUUCAAUGGCUAGGAGUGCCUCAGGUGAUGCGUGGAAGGUGCUACUUGAUACAGCUGGAGCAAUAAUACCAGGCAAUGAUCAGGAAUCCCUAGUUUCAUUGAACAAUUUUGUUAAUCAAUUGCCAUCAGUUUUCAGUCAGGUUACAGAAGGGAUGUCAGAGUUCAAGCCAACACCCUCUGAGAAUAGGGAUUGUUUUAAAAAGUCAUACAAUGUACCACAUACACUACUGGUGAAGUUCAGCUUCGACACAAUUGAUGAUACAGAUCUACUUGAAGAGACUUUGAGACCUCGUGUGGAGUCUAUAGGUGGGACCGUAGAAAAGAUCCAAUUGAAUGGUAACCAUAUCACACCAUGUGUACAGGAACCAAAAUGGCAAGCAGGUUCUGUGUACACUCCUGCUGAUGCCAUUGCUCAGGGCCUUAAAACUCUUUCAAUAAAUGAGAUUCGAAUCCUUUCCAAAACUAUCAGUGACUGGUUCAGACGUUUUGAAGGUUAAAGUGCUAUUAAUUCAGUUCAGAAUGAUUUUGCCAGAUCUUUUCAUCGAAAGAAGAACGUGUUACAAAAUUACUUCACACAUUAAAUACAUCAUGUAAAUUCAGUUUGAUCUAAAUAUAUUGUCAACGUCAAAGUAUAGUAAGAUGUGCUUCAUUUGAAUCCAGUGAAGCAAAAUUGUUCUGCUGCAAAAGCUGGAAUUUUCACAUUGACUGUACCACUUUGUAUAUUGUCUAUCUACUUCGUAUAUUGUCUAUAUGUGUGUGCAUGUGUAUUCUUCGUAUUACUUUUUCUUGCAUCACCUGAAAGCAGUUUGAAAUUGU